Molecule: messenger RNA, 2319 nt
Organism: Didymodactylos carnosus
Lineage: Eukaryota; Metazoa; Rotifera; Eurotatoria; Philodinida; Philodinidae
Source: the annotation of a GenBank genome assembly
AUGCAAGAUAGUGUUUCUGAGUUAGUUUUGAAAUUCUAUAGCAAUACAACAAUAACUACAACAUCAAUUCCUGAAGUACAAAAACAUGGAUUUGUUUUAGCAUAUAUUGGUUUUACAUUGUUAAUAUGUUUAACGGUUGGUGGCAAUACAUUUGUACUACUAGCCAUUUAUCUUGAUAAACGUUUACAUUCGACGUCAUUUUAUUUAAUUGCCAAUAUGGCUGUAGCCGAUCUUCUAUUAGGAAUAGCGGUAUUGCCAUUUUCAUCAGUAUUAGAAAUUCUACAUGGAAAAUGGAUAUUUGGUACAAGUUUUUGUACAGCAUGGUUAGCAAUCGAUGUUUUAUGCUGUACAGCAUCUAUUAAUGCAUUAAUGGCUAUAUCGGUUGAUCGCUAUAUUGGUGUUACACGUCCAUUAAUUUAUUCACAAAUAAUGACAAUAAAACGAACAAUUAUAUUAAUUGUAAUUGUUUGGGCUGCAUCGACAUUAACAUCUGUUGUACCAUUAUUCGGUUUGACAUAUAGACCACCAAAACAGUCACAAUCAUUAAUAAACAAUAUGACAUCUAAUUCAUCAUCACAACACGAUUCUCCUCAAUAUAUUUGUGAAGUAAAUAAAAAUACAUUUUACACUAUAUUAUCGUCAUUAAUAUCAUUUUAUAUUCCCGUUCUUAUUUUACUUAUACUAUAUUCUCGUGUUUAUCAAGAGGCAAAAGAACAAUCAAAAAAAUUAGAAAAUGAGAAACGUCGAUUAUAUAAUAUUGAUUAUCAAAUAGCAUCAUCACAAGCGCAAAUGGUGAAACCACACUGUUUAACAUUAGAUAAUGCCAAUCAUACUCAUCAAAAAUUAAUUAAUAAUAAAAAACAAAAAGAACAACAAGAAGAACAACGUCGUUUGUCAGCACAAACAAUAAGAUUUAGUUUAAAUGAUGGAGAGCAAACAAAAUCUCUAUUAGAUAAUAACAAUAGUAAUAAUAAUAAUAAUGGUUUGCAAGAACAUGAUGGUGAUGAUGAAAGUAUACAACGAACUGUAACAGGAGUUGAAGGAAAAAAUAUGCAACGAGAAUUCAAAGCGAGUAGACCAAUUAUUAAACGUAGUACUAGUACUGAAACAUCAAAUUCUAAUUCAUUUCCUCAUCAAUUUGCAACAGCAAGUCGUCUUAUUGGUAAACGUUUAUCGACAACUUUAAUACGUAGUAGUAAUAAUCAUUCAUCGAUACCACCUAGUGAUGAAUUAUUAAUUAUUAAACGUAAAUUACAUAAUUUAAGACGAGAAAAAAAAGCAUUUCAUACACUUGGCCUUAUACUUGGCGCACUAUUAAUUUGUUGGCUACCAUUUUUUGUUACUCUUCCAACAAUUGCCAUCUUAAAAGCUAAUCGUAUAAACGUUAAUGAUACAUGGUUUAAAAUAACAUUUUGGAUGGGCUACUGUAAUUCAGCAUUAAAUCCGUUUGUUUAUGCAUUCUCAAAUCGUGCCAUUCGACGUUCAUUUCAACAUAUUUUAUUUCGAAAAAUUUGUUGUUGUUAUUAUAAAACAAAAUUUCUUUGUCAACGAAAACCACAAGAAUAUUCGACAAGUACUCAAAAUAAUUCAAUAGUAACUCAAAUAUCGACGAAUACAAUUCGAAGAGAUAGUUCAUUUACAAACGAAUACAUUUCAACAAAGAAACCAAAUGGUAUAUUAACAACAGUGACAUCAUUACCAUCGAAUCAACAAAAUCAUGUGUCGUUUGCCGAAAUGUUAACCGAAGGCAAUGGUGGGCAUCCAAAUGAGACACAUGACAUAUCACAUAAAUCAAAUCAUGAGUCAUUGCUCACAGCGCCUACACAAUCGAUAGAAACAAAAAAAAAUCAUUUAAAAAAUGUUCUUUAUAGGCAUGUGAAAGAUCAAUAUCGGAAGUAUCCAUUGUGUCGGUAUGAAAUACAGGUUAAUAUUCCAGAUAAUAAUCCAGAUGAUAUCAAAAUACUGUCAAGAAAUGUACAUUCACAUCAACAACGUAAUACAACAACCCGUUUACCUUCUCCUGUUCGUGAAUCAGUUGCAAAAUAUGUUAAAUGUGGUCUUACACAUACUCAAAUGAAAUCUGCAUUAUCUAUUGAUCAUGCAAAUAUUCCAUUACCAUCAAGUCAAUUAUCGAAUAUAAUCAGCUAUAAUCGACGGAAAAAUAAUCCAGAAAUAUUUUCGGUGUAUGAUCUGCGUAAAUGGUGUAAUGAUCAUAAAGAUGGUAGUGAUUCAUCACAUUCAACAUUUGUACCAUAUUAUUCGAUUGAUAAUGUUGAUAAUAUUUUUGUAUUAUUUACAACAAAACAAUUAAUACAAUAA